AUGCUAAACAUAAAUGCAAAGGCCUUUGUACCGCAGUCUGCUCUGGAGCAUCUGGUUAAUCCUGGUAAUGCAAUCUACAGGUAUCAUUUAACUUUACCUAUACAUAGCGUGUGUGAAACGUCGCAAGGGAACUCAAUAUCCAAUAAUAUACACACACUUUUGGCAAAACGAUGUUUGUGUAGCUCUUUUCAGGGUGGACUGGGUGAGGAACCUCUUCAAUUGUUCCUUUCUUCUUUUUUUGAUGCUGUGGAAAAUGUUCCAUUUUUGACAAAAAGGAACAAUGCUUUAUCAGGUAUUAUUCUCUCACGCACUAUUUUGUCUUUAACCAGUGCCAUUACUUCAAUUAAUGCGAUCAAUGAAGCGUCAGGAUUUUUAAUACAUGUGGAUAUGCCAAGAGAAUACCGUGCAGAAGUUGCUCUUCGACUUCGAGCCGCAUGGGAUGACUUUUUUGAGUUUGUUCGCGGCGAUCUUAGAAUCACAUCUUUCGGUUAUGUGGGCUCUUCAUGUGGAGCUGAAUCGGGCAUUCGAUAUAAAGGGACUUUUCGUCAUUAUUUUUUUCUUUCAUUUUCUCCCUUUAACUAUUUUUCUGAACAAUUAAUCAUGGAUUACUUAAGAAGUUUUCCAGUUCCUUUUCUUCGAAUUGUGCAAUUGAAUGCGAUUGUGCCAUUCAUUUGUAAUUCGAGGAUACCGAUGGGUUUAGUGAUUUCAGUGGGAGAGAUAGCAAAGGAAAAAUUACUGUCAGACGGAAAACCCGAUAAAACGUUUUCUAUUUUUUUUAGCCCUUAUAAUGUAUCAGAAACAUCCAAAUGCCUUGGUGAAUUUGAGGAAAUGUUUGUAUCUUUUUUAAAAGAGUAUAGCUUUUUAUUGGAUCGGACCUAUAUUGUACACAUUGACAUUCAAAUUCACGGUAAAGAUUCUCAAGAAACUCGACCUAUUCCAGUUUGGGAUUUGGUUCAUUUUAUUGGUAACUUGUGUGAGGAUACAGCAACUAGUGUUUUGGGUGUUUGUUUCAGUGAUGAUACAAUUGAGGAAAGUAUACAAUUGAAUUCAUCCAAUAGAGAGGGUAAUGUGUGUUAUUUGAAUGAAACUCUUAAAAAAAUAUUAGAGGAUGGUCAUUCAUUAGAUAUUUGUAAAACUUAUUUUGGUCACAUCCCAGCUUACGUAAAGAGACCCAUGACAUGUAUUCAGUAUGAAUUUGCUCGUAAAAAUUUUGAAAAAUGGUUGGCCAUAGACUAUGAACCUAUCCCUUUUACACGCAUGGUGUUUGCGGAUGCAGCAGAUAGCUUUGCUAAAAUAAAAUAUUACGUGAGAAAUAGAAUUAUCGGUGAAAAAAUUCUUCUCAUUACAGAUAAUCAAGGAGAUAUUUUUGCUGCGGAGCUGAAAACUGGAAGUGUUUUUGCAUUACCUCAUUGUUUUGGCGGGGUUUCUGGCCCAAUAAAGAAUACUGUGUUUGAAGCUGUGUUAACUUCUUCAUUUCGAGGAUACCUCGAAUGUAUUAUUUUGGUUGAAGACAUUCUGAGUUUUGAGGGGAAAGAUGUAAAAGAAAUGAAUUUUACUGAAAGAUGGCAUCAUGUUGAAAAACUGUUGUUGGAUGAUCAAGAUAGCCAACCUCAUACAAAUCCGGAUCGUGUUCUUAUUGUUCGUACAUCCUACGCACCUUUUGAUCAGGUUGAGCAGGUGCUGCAAAAUCCACCCUUGGAACAACCAACUUUGGGUUUGGUUUUGGUUCCUCAACAUAGUACAAUCGGAAACAAAAGAACUUUUUCAUAUAUUUGGGUUCCUUUAGAAUCGAUAACAGCCAGAUUUUUUGUUGGAAAGGUGGAGGAUGUUCCAGAUACAAAUUUUGAAAUAAAGCGUGCGUGGUUGAAUGUGAGGGGUAAAGAUAACAAGAUUGUCCCAUACAAUGAGGAGUACGCAGAUUAUUCAGUUGUUGCGCAUCGUUUUCUUGAAAGUGGUUCUGUGAUUGAUUGUUUGCUUCGGAGAAGUGAUGAUGGAGCACAUUGGUGGGAAAUAAUUAGGGAUUACAACGAGAAUCAAGGGAAGCGACCUCAUUCGUAUGAUUUUGCGGAAAAUUUGGUACAUGUUCCAGGAUUAACAUAUGAGGAAAUGUUGUGGUUACUUAAAGCCCAUUCUUUUAAGUGUGGGCGCUGUCAGACUGUUAGUGAUGUUGGGAAAACAAAUCCCAGAUAUCAAACAUACUGGUGUCAAAAAUGUUGGGAAGAAACGGGCCAUGGCGAAUGUUUGUAUUGCGGACGUCCCUGUAGUAUGGGAAGAAUUGAUUCUUACAGUCAACGCUUUUAUUGCGAUAACUGUUGGGAUAUUUUUUCUUCUACAAACACAAAUGCGGAAAUUGGUUACAUGGUCCCACCUCCACCAAAUGUUUCUUUUCAAACUCAAGUUUUAACACGCUGUGUUUCAAUAUUGAUUGACAGUAUAAAUUCCAAAGCACCUACUAAUGAUGUGCUGGAGCUUUGCUGUGGAGGUGCUGUUACACGCAAAUGGAUUAAAAACAAAACUAAUCGUUAUGUUGGGUUUGAUUUAAAAUCCAGUGUAGUGGAAUCAACUAUGGAAAUUAUUUCUUCUUUUCAAGAUGAAAUUUCAGAUUUGUCAAGUUACGACGUUAUCUGUGCCGAUGCUUUUUCUACAGAAUUAUGGACGUACCACAUUACAAAGAUUCAUCCUAGACAAUUUCAUACAAUUACAGUAUUUGCCGGAUUUCAUCAUGCUUUUGAAACGGAGAUGAAAAUACGUCAUUUACUAUAUAGUAUAGCUAAUACAUUGGUUCCUCGAGGAGUAUUUCUUGGGUGCUUUUUUGAUAUUGGUAUUGUUUACGAAAAAGGUGAAAUUACUAAUGACUUGUUUACGGUUGAAUGGGACGAUGACUUUCUGCCACGAAAUGGGCACUCUUUUUUUAUUUCAAUGCAAAAUGAACCUAAGAAAAAAAUGAAUGUGGUGGCAAUUGAUUUCUUAGUUGCUGUUGCGAAAGAAUAUGGACUUAUUGUGAUCCCUGAGGUAUGUUUAACCUUUUUAGAUAUGCUGGAGAAUGAUCCACAUUUUACAAUGAAAUUUUCAAAGGGUGAAAAAGAGUAUCUGCGGGCCAUGAGAACCUUUGCAUUCCGAAAGGACGGUCAUCCGCAGCCAUGCGCGCUACAUAAAGCUAAUAUUAGCGAUGGUGGAGGGGAAUAG
This is a messenger RNA of Trypanosoma cruzi, 3186 nucleotides long. RefSeq lists its product as uncharacterized. The transcript has a single exon. NCBI's taxonomy places the organism in Eukaryota, Euglenozoa, Kinetoplastea, Trypanosomatida, Trypanosomatidae. Gene Ontology annotation, biological process: 7-methylguanosine mRNA capping. Gene Ontology annotation, molecular function: mRNA 5'-cap (guanine-N7-)-methyltransferase activity. Gene Ontology annotation, cellular component: nucleus. The coding region runs from base 1 to 3186 and encodes 1061 amino acids. The record is from RefSeq and is a predicted model, not a curated record.